GAAAUUCCACGGGAUGUAUUGGCGAAAGUACAGUGGACUUUCUGCAACGGCGAAAGUCCUAUUGGCGAAAGUCUUAUUGGCGAAAUUCCGGAACCCCGGGUAGUCUAUAGUUCGUACAAGUGAAUUUUGCUAGAAAUGAGCCUCUCACAUAUGCAGAGUUUUUAUUCAGCAUGUAGGCCGAAGGAGCAGCGCCCUUCCUGGAGUUGGCGGUUAUUGUACCGUGCACUCUGUGUCUGUGUUCUCAAAAAUAUGAUGUUCGCUCUCCCGGAGUUUUAAAUCAUUUCUCAGGAAGAGAAAAUCUGGAUGAAAUAUUGCAAAUAUGAGCACAUUCGUAUUCUGAACAGUGGCUGCUUGUUUCUGGUCUCAUGAGCAAUAAUAAUAACCUCUGUUACAUAUGUUCUAUUACUCACGUGUAAAAUGGAAAAAGAAUUAAUGAUAUGUGUAUUGCGUUAUGAUAAACAAUCAUAGAAAAAGGGAUGUGCUAGCCGCGGAUAUUUAAAAGAAGACAAAAAUAGAAACAGUGUUGAGUGUAACAUCUAGCUGUUUUUAUGUUAAUAGCUUUCGAUAGGAGCAAGAUAGAGACAUGCGGAUUUUGGAGAUCGUAAAGUCAAAUUAUAAUUUGAUUGGUUUCGCAAUUGAUCAAUCAGGUGAGUUCGAGAAAGCUUUCCCGUUGUGAUCAUUCGAUAUAAAAAUUCGUUCUCUUUUGAUCCACACAAAUCCAACGUCUGUAACUUGCUCUGUUCAUGAUUUAUAAGGGUCUUCUAGAGAUCGCUAUUCCAGCCUAAUGACCAUGGAGCACUCCAAAAAGAAGUCAAGACGAAGAUAAUUCUCCACUCUGGAUCUAGUGGUAAUGUUCGAUUUCAGUUUCAAAACAAUCUAAAAUCAUUAUAACUAGAUUUUCGAAAUGUAAAAUUGCGCUACUAUAUCGUGAAGAGUCGAUAUUUCAAAACUUUUGUUAUAAUAGUUUUAAAUCGCUUUGAAACUGAAAAUAAACAUUAAGACUUGACUCAGCAUGAUGAAUUACCUUUGUCUUGAUCUUCUUCGGAGUGUUCUAUUGUCAUUAGGUUGAAAUAGGUAUCUUUGGAAAACUCUUAUAACUUUUGAACAGAAUAAAUUAGAGACGUCUGGUUUGUAUGGAUCGAAAGAGAACGAUUUUUUCAGUCGAAUAAUUACAGCCUAAGUUGGGCAGUUUUCUAAAAUACCGUUUGUGAAAUCUCCCGCAAAAGAUUACCUGGUUGGCCAGACGCUGGAUCAAUCACACUUGAGCUGACUUUAUGGGCUCUCGAUGUCUUCCUUUAGAUAGUGAAAUUCAUAAGUCUCUACCUUGUUCCUAUCGAAAGUUAUUCAAAAAACAUUGACAUUGAUCCCACGAUGGUGCCCAUAUUACAAAAGUUUUACUGUAGAUGAAAGAAGAAACAAUGCUGUAUUUCAUAGGUUGAUUUUCGUGAAACAUUUGAAAAAGAUUUUAAUCCUACGAAUUGGUUACAAUUAGGACCUUAUCGACAUGAAAUCAAUAGAAUUAUAUGGACAACAAUAAAUCGACAGGCUAUUACUCGACCAAUUGAUUUAAGGCCAAUGCGUGGUAUUAAAUGGACAUAUAAUUUAGAAAAUAUUUCGAAGACAUGUAACACUUCAAUUUAUUUAUUAAUAUCGACAGAUGGUACAUUAACAUGGUCGAUUCUUCAUCGAUUUAAUUUACCAAUUAAAAAUAUAACAAUAUUAAACACAUCUAUUGAAUUAUUAGUCGAAUUUAACAAUCUUAAUACAAAAUAUCAUAUAGGACAAUUUCGAUGGUUUCAACCAUUAUCUUCUAAAUGUAAUAAUUUUACAUGGGGUCUUUCAAAAAUAAUAUCAAUAAAAUCGAUUAAUAUUGACUUUCUAACUGAUUAUUUUUAUACAAUAUCAUCAUCACGUUCAAAUUGGGAAUCAAUUGAUGGUGCUCUACUUGCUCAACCUGAUCAAUGCAAUAAUAAUAUACCAGCUUUAAUAUUUCAUGAAAGUUCAUUUUCAGUUAUUACUGUACCUAUUCUUGUACAAAAAUUCUAUGUUCUUGUUCUUCAAUUUAAUACAAAAUGUACAGGAAAUGCUGAUAUGAAAACAUUACAAUGUCGUAAUCUAACAAGUAUAAUUGAAUAUCGAACUGAUUUAUCAUUAAAAUGGGUGAAACUUAUUGAUAUGGCUGAUUUAGCAUGUCGAACAAGUUUAAUUAAUGGAGGCUAUCUUAAUAUGCAUACAAUUAAAUUACCUUUUGAAACAUAUUCAAGACUUGAUAUUGUACCGAUUUCUAGAUAA
Rotaria sordida is the source of this 2292-nucleotide messenger RNA. Lineage: Eukaryota; Metazoa; Rotifera; Eurotatoria; Philodinida; Philodinidae. The record is from the annotation of a GenBank genome assembly.